This is a messenger RNA of Thyridium curvatum, 547 nucleotides long. RefSeq lists its product as uncharacterized. The record is from RefSeq and is a predicted model, not a curated record. The annotation marks the transcript as partial. Lineage: Eukaryota; Fungi; Ascomycota; Sordariomycetes; Thyridiales; Thyridiaceae. The transcript has 2 exons.
AUGUCCUCAGGUCGCGUCGAGAAACGGAAACUUUCUGAUUCAUCCGAGAAACGCAAGACCCUUGCUCGUGUGAUCGAAGACCACGGUCGUGAAGUCAUGCCCUGUUCCUGGUGCUUCGACCAUUCUCUGCCUUGCCAGAUGAUGGAAGGGACGAAGAGGUGUGCCGAGUGUACCAGAAGAGGUCGGUCGUGCGACGGUACCGGUGUCCCGGUGGGCUCUCUGUCUCGGGUUUCGGCUGAAUGGAAAAGACUGAAACGGCAAGAGGAAGUGGGUGAGGAAACAAUCGAGUCCAUCUUUGAGCGUCAGCGAGCCCUUCAGAAAGAGUUCGACGAAGCCUCCGCCCGCCUUUCUCGUAUUCGCAAACAAAAACGCAACGCCCACGAGCGUUUGCAAAAGAUGGUGGCCCGAGGUUUGCAAAACCUGGACGAACUGGAGGAAAUGGAGCGAAAGGAGUCUGAGGCCGCCGCGCAGGAAUCUUCUGCGGUCCUAGAGGUGCAGGCUAACGGUGGUUUCGAUGUGAUCGACUGGAGUACCGUUGGUUUGGGCG